UCGGUUUUCAAUUCUCGUCGGACAUGGACAAGCCUGCAAACUCUCAGAAGCUACUGAUGUUCCGUACUCCCAACGAAGAAGCGUCCCGCAACCAGAUCUUCAUAUUCAACUCGCCGAUCGACUACAAGGAUCAGCAGCUAGUGGUUUACCAGAAACCCGCAAACAUGGCAACCGGCGAUCAGGGCUACAGCUACUGCGUGGUGUACAAGAGGGAUCACUACGUCCUGAACAAUCCGCCCAACUUCCAGAGCCCUACUAAGCGCAGCUUCCUGAGCGAGUGCAUCCGCCAACUGUAUCUGAUGAAUGGAAUGGGCCACAAGAUGUACUGGUGCACCUCCACCGCCACAGCCCUGUGCACCCAGAAUGAGAUCUGGCACCAAGUGAACAGCUGCCUUCGCCCGGAGAGACUCUCGCCGAGGACCGAAAGCCUGAAGCGGGUCAAGAGGCAGCUCUUCCGGGAUCCUCGAGCAGACCGUAAGAACCCAAAGCCGGUGAAGGGCAAGGUAUGGGGCACCCAGGUCUUCAGCUUCAAGGCGAUGCGAGAGAAGCUGGGCAGGAAGCACAUUCGCCGCGGCUAUCUGAGGAUCGCCCGCAAGAACGCCCUCCAUGAGAUGGUCCGCGAGCAUCUGAGACGUGAAAUGAUCACCACUCCGAUCACCAUUGGCAACACCGUGAUCAGUGCCAACGAUGGUAUUUACAACACAAAUGCCGGCGUAAUUGGCGACAUCUGCAGCUACCACGACAACGCCGCCCGUCAUCAGCCCGCCGUAGAGUGCCGCCUUACGGCCGGAGAGGCCCGUCUGCGGAACAACGAGGCCUGCCGACUCACUCAACGGGCCAAGCGACUGGAGGCCAUGUUCAUCCACGAGCAAGUGCGACGAGCCGUCCAGAACCACCAGCUCAUACUCGAGGAGUCGGUGCGAUCCAUCUACUAUGCCAAGGAACUGUUCCGCCUUAUCGAGGAUCACGAGGAGUUUGUCUACUCGGACAACAAGAUCCUGGGAAAGGCAUAGCCUGG
This is a messenger RNA of Drosophila bipectinata, 1018 nucleotides long. RefSeq lists its product as uncharacterized. The record is from RefSeq and is a predicted model, not a curated record. Lineage: Eukaryota; Metazoa; Arthropoda; Insecta; Diptera; Drosophilidae.